This is a messenger RNA of Carlito syrichta (Philippine tarsier), 1273 nucleotides long. Its product is annotated as RAB, member RAS oncogene family like 6. NCBI's taxonomy places the organism in Eukaryota, Metazoa, Chordata, Mammalia, Primates, Tarsiidae. Gene Ontology annotation, cellular component: nucleus; cytosol. The record is from RefSeq and is a predicted model, not a curated record. The transcript has 12 exons. Gene Ontology annotation, molecular function: GTP binding. The annotation marks the transcript as partial.
ACGGGAUACCCCACAGAGCUGGACAAGCUGCAGAGUCUUGUGGCCAACUACUGCUCAGAGCUGUCAGAUAUGACGACCAUGUCCCAAGAUGCCAUGAUGAUCACAGAUGAGGUCAAGAGGAACAUGAGGCAGAGGCAGGCGUCCUUCAUCGAGGAGCGCAGGGCCAGGGAGAACCGGCUCAACCAGCAGAAGAAGCUGAUUGACAAGAUCUGCACCAAAGAGACCAGUGAGAAGUACCGCCGGGGCCAGACGGACUUGGACUUCCCCUCCAGGCUGAUGAGCACAGAAACCCUGAAAGUGAAGAUCGUGAUCCGGGGUGACAGGAACACGGGCAAGACGGCGCUGUGGCACCGGCUGCAGGGCAGGAAGUUUGUGGAGGAGUACAUCCCCACUCAGGAGAUCCAGGUCACCAGCAUCCACUGGAGCUACAAGACCACUGACGACAUCGUGAAGGUUGAGGUGUGGGAUGUGGUGGACAAAGGAAAAUGCAAGAAGCGCGGUGACGGCUUGAAGAUGGAGAACGACCCCCAGGAGGCGGAGUCCGAGUUGGCCCUGGAUGCCGAGUUCCUGGAUGUGUACAAGAACUGUAACGGGGUGGUCAUGAUGUUCGACAUCACCAAGCAGUGGACCUUCAACUACAUCCUCCGCGAGCUCCCCAAAGUGCCCACCCACGUGCCGGUGUGCGUUCUGGGCAACUACCGCGACAUGGGCGAGCACCGCGUCAUCCUGCCCGACGACGUGCGCCACUUCAUCGACAACCUGGACAGACCUCCGGGCGCCUCCUAUUUCCGCUACGCUGAGUCUUCCAUGAAGAACAGCUUUGGCCUCAAGUACCUCCACAAGUUCUUCAAUAUUCCAUUCCUGCAGCUGCAGGUGAGGGCCCAGCCACCCCCGCGGCGCAGCCUCAUUUCGCGGCUGUUUGGGACUUCGCCAGCCGCUGGCACGGCGCCUCCGCCUCCAGAGCCAGCUCCGGCUGCAGAGGCCCCAGCCAGGGUCCAGAACGUGGAGGACUUUGUCCCUGAGGACCGCCUCGACCGCAGCUUCCUGGAAGACACGGCACCCCUGGAGGAGGCGAAGAGGGCAGGCGCCAAGGCCCCUCGGCAGGACAGCGACAGCGACGGGGAGGCCCUGGGGGCGAACCCGAUGGUGGCCGGCUUCCAGGACGACGUGGACCUCGAAGACCAGCCACGUGGGGGACCCCCGCCGCCCUCGGGCCCCGUCCCCAGUCGAGACGUCCCUCUUUCGAGCGAGGAGGAAGCCGGGGAGGUGGCAG